Owenia fusiformis is the source of this 773-nucleotide messenger RNA. NCBI's taxonomy places the organism in Eukaryota, Metazoa, Annelida, Polychaeta, Sabellida, Oweniidae. The record is from the annotation of a GenBank genome assembly.
AACAAAUGUAAAUGUUUUACAGUGAACCUUCAAAGUGGUCUAGAGGGACCCCCGUUGAGCAAUCUUGCUAUGAAAAUGAGUCCAAUAUUUGCCCCUGAUGGCAAUGGGGGUUCCAUCGGAUUGGACGCUGUCGUCAAAAAAGAGUGGGUCAAAAGGGAAGAUAGGCGCAAGCAGCAAGCAAUUGCAAAGAUAGAAAGAUUUCCAUUCUUCAGGGGCCACCCCUUUGAAAUGGAGAUUGAAAUUCAAAAAGAAGGAUAUGUGGUUUUUGUUGACGGUACCUAUAUCCUGGGAUUCAAGCACCAGAUGUCUAUUGAGAAAAUAUCACAUCUCAUCUUAGAUGGUGAUGUAAACUUUUACAAUGUACAUUACCCAGAUUUAAAGACACUACCCUAUGUGAAAGAAAUCCCCAACGGUCUGUGUAUCGGCGAGGUUGUAUGUAUUGAUGGCUACAUUCCAGAAUACGCAGAAAGUUUUCAAUUUGGGUUCCAAACCAAUGACCACUACUAUCCUGAUACCACAGUAGCCUUCCACAUGAAGGUGCAACUCCAGGGCAUGGACAGGAAGGCUGUUUGCAAUGCAUACAUCAACAACAAAUGGCAAGUGGAGAAGUUUGUGGACGGAUAUCUGCCGUUUGUCAGAGACAGUAAACUGGACAUUAAAGUAACUGUAUGGAAAGAUUAUUUUAUGGUGGACGUUAACGACAGUUUCUUUGUGGAAUACAAGUAUAAUGUAGUGCUAGGAGAUGUCACACAUGUUGCGAUAGAUGGAGACAU